Messenger RNA from Diabrotica balteata, 947 nucleotides. NCBI's taxonomy places the organism in Eukaryota, Metazoa, Arthropoda, Insecta, Coleoptera, Chrysomelidae. The record is from the annotation of a GenBank genome assembly.
UAUAGAGAUGGAACGAAGACCAAGGUAAUGAUAGAUAUUCUGCAUCUAUGAUGUGGCCUGGUGCAAUUUUUCCUUAUCAAGGUAAAAACAUAACACACAGACAAGCAUUUGAUCCCAAUAUGGACUGGUUUCAAAGAGUUGAUAUGAUUCUUACUUGGUUAACAAACGCCGACAAGCCUGCUAAUCUGGUUAUGUUUUAUGUUGAAGAACCUGACACUCACGGUCACGCCUUUGGACCUAACGCACCUCAGAUCAAAGAAUUGCUACAGAAAUUGGACAACUUAACUGCUUAUUUAGAGGACCAAUUGGAAAAAUACAAGUUAGCUGAUAGAACGAACGUGAUUCAUAUGAGUGACCAUGGUUUAGUGGGUGUGACUCCUCCCUAUUUCAUAAAUAUGACUCAGUACAUGAAAGAUGGAACUUACGAUAUGGCUGGAGCUAGUCCAUGUUUACAAAUUUACCCUAAGGAAGGUCAUGAACAAGAAAUUUAUGACGCUUUAAAAGCUGGUUCUUUAAAAAACGGACACUUCAAAGUCUAUCAAAAGAAGAAUUAUCCAAAACAGUGGCACUACAAGAAAUGUUCACGAUCUCCGCCCAUUCUGGUAAUGGCCGAUGUGGGUUACGCUUUAGACGAUUUAAUUAAAAGUGCACCGGAGUAUGCUGAGAAAUUUAAUUUUACACUAACAAAUAGCUCAGAAUUCGGCGUCCACGGGUACGACUACAACGUAAGCGACAUGCACCCAUUUUUUAUGGCCAGGGGACCAAAAAUCAAGAAACAGCACAAAGUAGCUCCGUUCCACACCGUAGAUCUUUUUAACCUUUUCACGCAAAUCCUCGAAAUACCUCCAUUGCCCAACAACGGAUCGAUGGGCAAUAUUGUAGAUAUCCUCAAUGACAAACCAGGAAGAUAUAGUAUCGGAUCUAUCUUGAUGGUUACUGGUAAGUAA